Fonsecaea erecta is the source of this 1599-nucleotide messenger RNA. RefSeq lists its product as hypothetical. Gene Ontology annotation, biological process: regulation of transcription by RNA polymerase II. The transcript has 4 exons. The record is from RefSeq and is a predicted model, not a curated record. Bases 1 to 1599 code for a protein of 532 amino acids. NCBI's taxonomy places the organism in Eukaryota, Fungi, Ascomycota, Eurotiomycetes, Chaetothyriales, Herpotrichiellaceae. Gene Ontology annotation, molecular function: DNA-binding transcription factor activity, RNA polymerase II-specific.
AUGGACCUGCAGACAGCAGGAGAAGAGCCUGUGAAGGGCACCAAAACACCAGAUCUCUUGAUGUCACCUGAACUCCAACGCCGGAUCGACAACUGGCGACUUACUGGCGAGUCUCAAAUGCCGGAGCUACAAGUCCAUGACAGGAUAUAUUGGACCCGGUUUUCAACGAUCGAUCUGCGUCUUGUUCACCAUAUCACGACACUAUCGACAGACAUGUACAACCAGGGAUACAGCUCUUGCACGGCUUGGGGCUCCAGAAUGCCUUCGCUCAUCUCGGCGGCUUUGGCACAUGACUUCGUGAUGAGUGCAUUGCUUGCCUUGUCGGCAUCACAUCUUGCGUGGCAGACGAAGAACGCGGACACGGACAACCUAGCGUACCACCAUAGAGGGGUUGCCCUCAAAGGUCUUCAUCAAGCAAUUGGAGCAUUCUCGAGAGAAAACUCUGAAGCGAUCCUCGCCGCCUCGAUUCUGCUGUCGUGGCAAUCCACCGAAUGGCGUGGCUGGGCAUCACUACAACAGGGAGUAUCGACGGUCUUGAGUGCGAUGCGGAUGUGGAUCCAUGAAUCAGAGCUGGCAGGAUAUCUGGAGACCCAACGAAGUAUCGGGCGAGCAAGAGCAAAUGCCACACCGACCAUGCCGCAUGCCCAGGUGUCGAUUCCUCACGAGGACCUUCGUCGGAUAGAACAAAUCACCACGGCUCUUCACAAUUUGAGGCUGCGACUUUUGACAAACGAAGAGCUCCAAGAACAUACGGGCCAAUUGAUUGACUACCUGCAGGAAUUACAACGAGCCUUACCAAUCCAAGGUCCCGAAAAUGUCUUCAGCCGGUUACAGCCACUGCGGGACUUGAUCUUCUGGCUGCCGUCCUCAGUUCUGCGCGUCAACGACUCGGAUCUGGGCCCACUAGCUCUGCUCUCGCAUCUCUAUGCCAGCGCACUUGCGGUUGAGCCACUCUUUCCCGACAUUGGUGGCGCCUACUUGGGAAGCAUGUCCCUCGGACCACUGGAGACGAUUCAUGACAUCCUGAGGACAAGGCGGGCGACCCAACCCCAAGAUGCACACAUACAAGUGGCCUUGUCACUUGUGGAGGUGCCAAUGCAGAUAGGGAAUUCGUACAGACACAGGCAGAGACACAACAGCCACGGGAGUCAGGGGGUGGAAGGCUAUCGCUAUUCUCCUCAAGGGAGCCCCUUUGCAGGUCCUCGCAUCCCGAUUGCCACUCCAACCUCAGACAGUCCCGUGGCACCCAUCUAUCCCAACUCACCCCUCCACGCGCCGGGCAGUCUGUCGAUACCGGCAUCGGCAUAUUUCCAAGCGGCUCUCGGGCCCGGCGAACCACGGCGAGAAUCGUCGAUAUCGUCGGCAUCGUCACUCGGCCGCGCUCACUCGAUGACUAGUGACCACCGGAGUCUCGCGUCAAGCAGCCCACAUGCAAUGGGUAUGGUGUAUGGAUCGCCCGCGACGCAACACCCACGAAGCAGUCACGAGCUCCCGGGGUCGAGAAUGGACUACUUUGGGCAAAUUCAAGCACCGUACAAUCACUACGGCAGCAUGAACAUGAAUACUCGGUUCGUCGCUCCUUCACAACUCUGGACUUGA